This is a messenger RNA of Branchiostoma floridae (Florida lancelet), 2124 nucleotides long. RefSeq lists its product as uncharacterized. Bases 1 to 2124 code for a protein of 707 amino acids. The record is from RefSeq and is a predicted model, not a curated record. NCBI's taxonomy places the organism in Eukaryota, Metazoa, Chordata, Leptocardii, Amphioxiformes, Branchiostomatidae. The transcript is spliced from 14 exons.
AUGAAACAAGAGCUGAAUGACCAACUGGCGGAUCAGCUGGACAGAAACGUGCCAAACUUCAUGGCUAAAUUCGAACUCCACAAGGAGAGGAUGAAGUCACGAAAGUGUCCGAUACUUGUCGCAGGAGAAACGUCUGCAGGGAAGAGUUCGUUAAUAAACCUGCUGCUGGAUGAAGAGGUGCUGCCCACGUCCCACCUCAGUAACACGUACACUAUAUGUGAGAUCCGGUACGGGGACGUGCGCACCAUCAAACUGCACAGGAGGGACGGCACCUGCCAGGACAGAGUGCUACAGGAAGAAGAUUCCUUGGUAGAUCUGCUGAAGAAGUAUGUAGAGGAGAAAGGGGAUCGGGACCAGCCGACGGACUAUCCACGGGUGGAGAUCCUGCUGCCCAGGGACUUCCUCAAGGACAUCUACAUUGUGGACAGCCCGGGGAUCGGAGAGAAGGAGGAGAUCACCAAGCAGGUGAAGGAGUACCUGACGGAGGCCUUCGCUUUCAUCUACGUCAUCAAGAGUGACAACGCCGGCGGCGUGCAGACCGACAGGCUACAAGCCUUAUUAAAGGAGGUGGCCACGAUGAAGAGCAGCGGUACAGAAGACAUCCCGGCCUUCUCCGCGAAGACUGCAAUCUUCGUCUGCAACAAGUGGGACCAAGUCCCUAUUGCCGAACGGAAGCUGGUGAAGGAGGACACCAUCAGGAAGCUGCAGGCGUGCUGGUCCGGAUCGUCAGCUCGCCAGGUCUUCUGUAUGUCCACGGCGGAGGCACAGCGCCUGCGCGACCAGGGUCACGUGUCUGCUGACUUCUCCCGGUUUCUCGACGGGCUCGAGAAGCUCAUUCCCGAGAGUUUGAACUGGAGGAUAGAGGUUUCCUACAGGUGGUUGGACUACUUUCUCUCACGCACCAUUUACCACCUACGCGCGUACGUACAACAAGGGGAACAGUCACGUGAUGAGAGGAAGGCCAAGUUCGAGCUGGUGAAAAGUCGUCUGCACGCUCUCGGUGACCAGGCUGAUGACGUCAUGAAGAUGCUUAAGUCUAACGUGGACAGCAGCGUAGAAGUUGCCGUGCAGUCACUUCGGGAGCACCUGACCAGUGACCAGGUGAAGCGGACAGUGAUGACGUGGACCGAAGCCGACCUGCCCACAGUGGAGGGGAGCCUGAACAUCAUGAUGAGGAAGAUAAAGGCAGCCAUCUCACAGCGCAUUCAGGGAGUCCUGUCAGACUGGGAGAAAGAUCAGGCAUUUUUCAGUCGGCAGCGGGAGGUUUUGAUCGAGCUAUUCGCGUCGGCAUUCCGCACGAAGAUCGAACGGAAGCUCCUGGACAUCGAGGGCGCCAUAGAUGGCACAGCCAUGGUACCCACUGACCCUGCCGCCGACUGUGGUGAGGAGGAGGAGGAGACGACAGGCCAUGGGAGGAGCAAGCUGCCCCAGCUGUUCAUCGAACCACAUCUCAGACUCAAUACAGUUGGAAAGGUAACCCUAGGUGUGACCUCGCCCGUGUGGCUCCCUAUCGGCGUCGUGGCCGCGUUCUUCGGCCUGUCUGUGUACGGGAUAGUUGAGCUGAAGAGGAUCGUGGAGAGGAAUAGGGAGGAUAAAGAAGUCAACACCUACCAACAAGACAAGUACGGGUACUUAAGCCGCAUGGCUCUGAAGGAGUUGGAGCAGUUCGUCCGGAGUAACGAGCUGCGGGAUUACGUCAGAAGCCAGCUGAAGCCGGCUUACUACUGUCUGGAGCAGCUGCAGGAGGUCGUGCCCAAACAGAUCCAGCUGGACCUGGACCUGGUCAAGGACCUGAAUGAAGACGCCAGGGACGAGAAGGUCUACACCAUCUAUUACUACCCGCUCCUACAAGUCAUGGACAAUUUCCAUCGAAGGCUGAAAGCGUUUUGGGUUCAAGAACUCUGGACUCCCGACAUAGACCCGCAAACCUUAGCCUUUGCAACUAAGGACGUGUAUGACGGUCCCGUCUGCUCAGGACUUCGUGCUGAACUGAAGCGGGGGGAGCUGCGCCAUCAGCAGGCAGGUUCGGCCGGGGGGAAACCUGUCACCAUCAAACUCUUCAGGGGGAUGGUCACUCAUCGGAACGUCAUGGAGUUUCUGCAGGAGGAGGACAUUUUCAGGUAA